CAGAAGGUAAUCAACAAUCAGCCACCGGUACCCUGAUGUUCGUUUUCUCUUUCACUGUUUAGUGUUCACGACGAAAACCGGUUUCUUUACUCUCACGCAAGCGCAUUUCACCGUCAACAAAGCUACACUCUCUCGCAUCCCAACACGAUCAUCAUCGUCAUCGAGAUCAUCAUUGCCAACUAGCAUUUUCACGGCCAAACCCGGACGCGACGCAGUGCUUGUUUAGUUGCACUUGAGAGAUGGCACCGCUCCGAUGGGGAAUUGUAAGUGCCGGUAAAAUUUCGCACGAUUUUACAACUGCAAUAUCCACUUGGCCCAAGGAAGACCACAAAGUGGUGGCCGUUGGCGCGAGGAAGCUGCAGGAUGCGAAAAAGUUUGCCAAAGUGCACGACAUUCCCAAGUUCUACGAGGGUUACAAGGAGAUCGCAAAAGAUCCGGAAAUUGAUGUGGUAUACAUCGGUGCCGUGAAUACAACGCAUUACGAAAUCGGAUUUAUGAUGUUGAACCAUGGCAAACAUGUUCUAUGCGAGAAACCUCUCUGUAUAAACGAAGGCCAAUCUAAGCGACUGAUUGCCCAUGCUGAAGCGAAGAAACGAUUUCUAAUGGAAGCCAUUUGGUCAAGGUACUUCCCUUCGUAUAUCCAUUUGAGAAAACAGGUUGACGGGGGAGAGUUGGGUGAAAUCAAAGAGGUCAACGUAUCGUUCGGAUUCUACCUUUCCGAUGUGGAUCGGCUGCGCAUGAAAGAACUCGGUGGCGGAACGGUGCUCGAUUUGGGAGUCUACACGAUACAGGUGUGUUUGUGGGCCUUCCGCGAUGCGCCGAACAAGAUCGUGGCCAAAGGUAAACUGAACGAGGAAGGCGUCGACAUGGAGGUUGAGGCAGAGUUACACUUCCCGAAUAGCGGAAUCGGGAAGAUAAAAACUAGUGCCUUGCGGAAGUUGGACAACGACGCGGUUAUACGGGGAACAAAGGGAAGCAUAACGUUACAUGACUUCUGGUGCCCGGUUUCAUUGACCGACGUCGACGGAUCGGUUAAGCAGUAUCCCCUUCCGAAGGCACCACGCACAUUCAUCUUCCAGAACAGUUGUGGACUGCGGUACGAAGUGGAGGAAGUUCGUCAUUGUCUGGCCGCCGGUCGGCUGCAAUCGGAGUCGGUGCCACACAGCGAGAGUUUGCUGAUAGCUCGCAUUCAAGAUGAGAUAAGAAAGCAAAUUGGGGUACACUUUAAGGAGGAUGACAUGUAUAAAGUCUAGAGCUGUGCAGUUCAGUGAUCGAUGAGGAAAAUGAUUAUGGGUUUUUAUAAGAUUGAUAUAAAUAGCGAGCGAAUACGAUUUUUAUAUCAUAUAUGUUUAUGGAAAACAAUUGAUGAAUGGAAGACUAUUUAUUAUACAAUAUACGAUUUAUAU
This is a messenger RNA of Aedes aegypti (yellow fever mosquito), 1406 nucleotides long. Its product is annotated as trans-1,2-dihydrobenzene-1,2-diol dehydrogenase. The transcript is spliced from 3 exons. The record is from RefSeq and is a predicted model, not a curated record. The coding region runs from base 240 to 1253 and encodes 337 amino acids. NCBI's taxonomy places the organism in Eukaryota, Metazoa, Arthropoda, Insecta, Diptera, Culicidae. Gene Ontology annotation, molecular function: nucleotide binding.